GGGAAUCGCAAGUACUCCCUCGGUAAGAACAUUACAAUGUCCGCUUCUAGGCAAAACCGAAAUAUUUCGGCCCUAAGCCAUAGAGUAAAGGCUGGCCUCUAUGAUUUGAAAGGCCACCUAGAGUGGGAGGAUUGGGGUGUACGAUUAUCAACCCGACCCGGUGCAAUUGAGGAUAUUAUAGACAGAUACUCACUGUGGACUGGGAACCUGGGAGCCCUCCAUUCACCCAAAAGCAAGUUGUCCUUGGAUCAACGCCUGACGAAUGCCCCUGAGGUUCGGGACCAAAUUUGUGAAUUUCUCGACGAUCUUCAAGAAGCUGUUGACGAUUUGACAGAAAUUACCCUGCAAGAGCUUUAUGCUGGCGACGAGACUGAUUUGAUAGAGGAUGGAUGGGAAGCCGAUAUUGAUAAUGCUCUUGCUCCCGACUUACUUGCCUCGGACGAAGCUAAAAGCAUCAUCGAGGUUAUAUCUCAGUGCGUGCGGUCGCUGUUCAGAGUGGGCGUCCUUAUCCGUCGAGAAGGACAUUCAGAUCGAUUCCAACGAGCUCUGCAACAUUCGGAUUGCACAUUCCCGACAUGGGUAGAUAUUGGCCACGUUCGAAACAAAUACCCGAAAUUAUGCAAGCCUGAAGCGGGGCAAUUAGCAGAACGGGUAGGAAAUGCAAACGCAAAAAGACGACAAUACGUUAAAUAUUGCCGCGAUCACCAAUCUAGGCUGGCAUAUUUGCCCGAUAACGACAACGACGAUACGAAUACUGCGAUUGAGUCAAGUAAGGCUACUACUUUCUUUCCUGACAGUUUCGACCGAUCUACACAAUCGGAGUUGAAUAUAACAGAGGAAGAAGACAACAUAUCACUGUCGACCGCGACGACAUUAGAAUCAUCCACGAGGGUCGAGCUUCCGAGCUUACAAGACCUAAGCCCCGAUUCAGAGCCAUUUGAGUGUCCGAUAUGUUUCACUCUUCAAUCCUUCCGAAUAGAGAAGGCUUGGAGGUCACAUGCUUUUCGCGAUCUCAAAGCCUACAUCUGCACGGUAGGAGGAACGAAAUGCAAAGAUGAGCUAUUUGGCACCCGUGACGCUUGGUUCUACCAUGAGUUACAAUCUCACCGGUCGAAGUACACAUGUCUUUUGUGUGAUGAGUGUCGAAAGUAGAGAUACUUUGGCAUCUCAUAUAAAGUCAACCCAUCAACAUUAUACGGCCGAGCAAACCUCAGUGUUGAUCGAUGCAGGAAGGGUAGCGCUGAGCCGUUUCAAAGCCUCGGAUUGUCCAUUUUGCGAUGAG
Hypoxylon trugodes is the source of this 1282-nucleotide messenger RNA. RefSeq lists its product as uncharacterized. The record is from RefSeq and is a predicted model, not a curated record. The transcript is spliced from 3 exons. The coding region runs from base 37 to 1152 and encodes 371 amino acids. NCBI's taxonomy places the organism in Eukaryota, Fungi, Ascomycota, Sordariomycetes, Xylariales, Hypoxylaceae.